AUGCAGGCUCGGAAGUCCAGAUCUGCCCAUGCGGCCGCCAGCGACUCAUCCUCCUUCAAUCGACAGUUGUUGCGCUCCGGUGGCAACGUCUUCGUCGGUAUCUGUCCACUCCCAGCAUUCCCCCAGUUCCAUGCCUUCACGGGUGAAUUCAUCCACUUUGGGGAUAUCGUACUCGUACACUUCCACCAAAACCACAUCGAACAACACGACGGGGCGAUUGGGAUUGCUUUCCACCGUUCGGUAAUGUUAACGAUACCACCUCCUUUCGCGCACUUCCGCAUCGAGGCGCAGAACUCUGCUGGCGAGUGGCAGACAAUUGCGUUCGACCAGAAUCGAGCGGCCUACGUCAUGAAAGCACUGUGCCCCGAGUAUCGCAUCUUCGUCGAGGACAGGCUCUGGGAGGUCUGGCGUCCUGAACUGUCCAUGGCAUGCGCGCUGCGUCCCCCUCAUCACUUCAUCAUGGCUCGUAGCGCCCACCGCUUCAACAAGCCGAAGCCCCCACGCUCUGCGGCACUGCCUAAGCAGGCCAACAAAAAUGCAAACGCAGUCGGCUACGCCAAGCGCCAGGCCCUCCGCUCGAAGCGCAAGUCUCGCGACGACGACGUAUACGAAUAUGCCCCGGAGAAGAAGGGGGAGCGCCGCGCAAAGAUCAAGAUGGACUUUGACCCUGAGGAGAUCAUGGACGUGGGAGGUGCGGAGGAGAGGGAGGAGCUGCGCGCGCGUCUGAUCGGGGAGAACUCUGAUGAGGAGGGCGGUGUGGAUAGUGAGGACGACGAAGAGAUUGAGAGUGACGACGCGUUCGACGAGGACGAUGAUGACCGGUUUGCGGGCUUCUUCACGAAGAAGACGAAGAAGACGAAGAAACCGCGGAAGCAGGUCGAGGUCGAUCUCAAUGAGGACUCGGACGAGGAGGGGGGCUCUCAUUUCGAAGGGGACGACAACGAUGAAGAUGAGGAAGAGGAAGAGGAGGGAGACCCCAAUGAGUUCUACGACAUGCUCGACGUCCUCGACGGCGUCGCGAAGAUCGAGUCCGGGAGCGACGACGAAGACGAAACACCUGCUCAGGACGAUGCCCCCUUGAAGUCGCGUCCUCCCCAGUCCGCUUUCGAGAGCGAAGACGAUGAGGACGAAGACGAGGAUGCCGAGGAGACUGGCGCUGACGAUGAUGAAGACGAUGAAUCUGUGGAUGACUUUGCUCCAUCCGACAUGGACGAGGACGCUCCCGAGGGCCUGGAAGAUCUCGCGAACUUCGUUUCCACCCUCGAUACAUCAUCCGGCACCAAGCGCAAGCCCGAUGCCGACGACGACUCUGCCCUUCCUACCCGCCCUGCUAAGCGGCGCAUCCUGCCCGAGCGCACCGAGGCAGGUCCUGAGAAUGAGUUCCGUGCAGCCACUACAGGCAGCAAAAUCGGCCUCGAUGAUCUCCUUGCCCCUCUCGCGUCUGAGUCCUCCUCAACCCUCCAAUCUCUCAAGCAGGCUGCGAAGGCGCUGCGUCCCUCAGUCUCGUCGUCGAAGCGCAAAGCGCAAACACUGUCCGCACCCCUCGCUCAGCGAGCGCAAGAGCGUCUUGACCGCGAGGCCGCCUAUGAGCAGACGAAGGAGGAGGUGGACAAAUGGACGGAUACCAUGAAGCGGAUACGACAGGCGGACCACCUCAGCUUCCCCCUGCAACGACCGACGCGAGAUGGAGAGAGUAGCUUGGUAGCUAAGUUCAAGCCUACAACUGCACUGGAAACAUCAGUCGAUCGCCUACUCAAGACGGCUGCACUGCGCGAGUCCGACCUCGAGCGGACCGAGGACGCCAUGCUCGAGGGCCAGUCCGAGCUCACCGUCGAAGAGGUCGCCGAACGUCGCGCGGAGCUCCGCAAGAUGCGCGAGCUCAUGACCCGCGCCGAGCUCAAAGCCCGCCGCGCGAAUAAGAUCAAGAGCAAGGCCUACCGCAAGCUCCAACGGCGCGCCAAAGAUAAACUCGCCGCUGCGGACUCGGAUGCUGAGAUGGACGAUGAGGAUCCCGAGGGGCAGGCCCGCCGCGAUCUCGAACGUGCGCGCGAACGCGCGACGCUGCGUCACAAGCAUACGGGCAAGUGGGCGCGGGCGCAGAAAGGGAAGCACGACGACAACUCGCGUGCGGCGAUGGAGGAGAUGCUGGACCGUGGCGAGCGGUUGAGGCGGAGGAUCGAGGGGAAGGACUCUGAUGAUGACGAGUCGGAUUCCGAUGAGGAUGAGGACGAAGAGGAAGGCGAAGUGGAUCCCGAGACUAUCAAGCGCCGCGCGUUCGACGAGCUUGCGGGGCUCGACGCGAAGGGGAAGGAAGCGGAGGAGGGGCAGAGCAAGGGCGCGCGCGCAGUCUUCGAGAUGAAGUUCAUGAAGGAGGCGAUGGCGCGGAAAGACGCCGAGGCGGCGCGCGUCGUGGACGAUUAUGUGCGCGAGCUCGGUGGCGCGGGCAGCGGCAGCGAAGACGGGGGCGAGGGCGAAGCCGGCCAGGACGACCCCAGCGGCGUUGUGUCCCUUCGCCAAGGCGGUCGCCUCAGCUUCCGCCCGGGUGUCGCUGCGUCCGACGCGUCGAGCGUCACGCUCAAGUCGACCGACUUUGUAUCUCCUGUCGACGAGGGCCCGUCUCGGUUCAGCGCGGACGUCGCAGACGAGGAGAACCCCUGGCUCGCGCCGCGCGACACGGCAGCCAAGGCGGCGCGCAAGAAGAACGAGGUGGUGGUGAGCAAGGACAGCAAGGCGCUGGACAAGUCGCGCGCCAAGAUGGAGAAGCGGGCGAAGAAGCGGCAGGUGGAGAAAGAGAAGGCGGUAGACGAGGCGGUGGUGGAGAUCGACGUGACGAAGGUGUUGACGAGGUCGGCGGACGGGAAGGAGAAGACGUCGAAGAAGGGCGAGAUGGAGGCGGUGAAGGAGAAGGAGGUGGCGGUGCCUGCAGCGGCGAGCGCGUUCGACUCUGAGGACGACUCGGAGGAUGAGGUUGAUCUGCAGGAGCAGGCGCUGCUCAAGAAGGGCAAGAAGAACAAGGGUCCGACUGCCUUCACCCAACGCGACCUCGUCGCGAAGGCCUUCGCGGGCGACAAUGUCGUCCAGCAAUUCGAAGAAGCCAAGCAGGCCGAGGUCAACGCCAACGCGCCCAAAGAGAUCGACACCACCCUCCCCGGCUGGGGCUCCUGGGGCGGGGCCGGCCUCAAAAAGCGCACAAAGCCCAAGUUCGUCAAGCAGAUCCCCGGCGUCGCCCCCGCCGCGCGCGCCGAUGCGGGGAAGAAGCACCUCAUCGUGAGCGAGCGGAAGGACAAGAAGGCGGCGAAGUACCUCGUCCGGGACCUGCCGUACCCGUACACGAGCGCGGCGCAGUAUGAGCGGAGUAUGGAGCGGCCGCUCGGCGCGGAGUGGAAUACGAGGGUGGGCUUCCAGCGGGCGACGCUGCCGAAGGUGGUCAAGAAGAUGGGCACGGUCAUCGAUCCGUUGGAGAAGUUGCAUUCUUGAGGGAUGCCUCGAUUCUUCCGCAUCAUCCAUAUCUAAGUUAUGCUUUGGUUGUGCAAUAUAUGUAUGUCAAGGUGCAUGCGAUAAUAUAUUCUGGGGGUACUGCUGGUGCAGGCAAC
Schizophyllum commune H4-8 is the source of this 3593-nucleotide messenger RNA. RefSeq names its product Utp14-domain-containing protein. NCBI's taxonomy places the organism in Eukaryota, Fungi, Basidiomycota, Agaricomycetes, Agaricales, Schizophyllaceae. Gene Ontology annotation, cellular component: nucleolus; small-subunit processome. The coding region runs from base 1 to 3477 and encodes 1158 amino acids. The record is from RefSeq and is a predicted model, not a curated record. The transcript is spliced from 8 exons. Gene Ontology annotation, biological process: rRNA processing.